AUGGCUAACAUUAGUGACUCCAUUGCUUUGAACAUAGCUUUUUAUCCAUGGUUUGCUCUAGGCCACCUUACUUCGUUUCUCCGAUUAGCUAACAAGUUAGCUGAAAGGGGUCACAAAGUCUCCUAUUACCUUCCAACUAAAACACAAUCCAAAUUAACUUCUCAAAACCACUACCCAGACCACUUAACUUUAAUACCGAUCGAUGUUCCACCCGUCGAUGGCCUUCCUCCUGGGGCCGAGACAACCAACGAUGCGCCCUCAGCUGCGCCCCUUAUCAUGACUGCCAUGGACAUGACUCGUGAUACUAUUGAAUCCCAUCUAGCCCAACUCAAACCCGACUUUGUUUUUUAUGACUUCGCUUAUUGGAUGCCUGAACUAGGCAGAAAACAUGGGUUCAAAACAGUGCACUACAUCACUGGAUAUAUAGCAAGAUACGCUGGCUUUGCCACCUUCAUCAACAAGCAUUUUUCCAUGAAAGAGGCCGCCGAUAAAGCAGAAACACUACCGGAACUUCCAACCGAAAUCUUUCGGAUGCGAGUACAUGAAUCCAAGAUUAUGGCGGGUGUAGGGUUCAAGAAAUUCGGACUUAAAGGUCUCACACUAGGUGAACAAUUCGGUAUAUCUUUUCGAGAAUGUGAUGCUAUUGGAGUUAAGAUAUGUAAGGAGAUGGAAGAGUUUUAUUGUGAGUUUGUUGAGAAGAUUGUAGGGCCUGUGGUGCCCAAACCCCCGUCGUCGAAACUCGAGGAGCGUUUCGACGACUGGCUAAAGGGAUUUGCUUCUGCUAGUGUUAUAUAUUGUGCACUCGGGAGCGAAUGUACUCUGGAACUGAACCAAUUUCAAGAGUACGUGUUAAAUUCUAGUGGGAAUGUGUAUCUUGCAUUAUCAUUGAGUUAA
Molecule: messenger RNA, 894 nt
Organism: Chenopodium quinoa (quinoa)
Lineage: Eukaryota; Viridiplantae; Streptophyta; Magnoliopsida; Caryophyllales; Amaranthaceae
Product: UDP-glycosyltransferase 79B30-like
Exons: 3
Coding region: 1-894 (297 amino acids)
Source: RefSeq, a predicted model, not a curated record